This is a messenger RNA of Acanthoscelides obtectus, 3042 nucleotides long. The record is from the annotation of a GenBank genome assembly. Lineage: Eukaryota; Metazoa; Arthropoda; Insecta; Coleoptera; Chrysomelidae.
AUGCAGGAAUGCAGUAUGACUCUGUUGAUGCUCAGCUCCGAAACAGAUGGCAUACCAAACUUCCAGCUGGAGAUUGAGAAGCAAAGAAGGAGCUUAGGUAGAGGGGUACUUGACAUUUUAAACAAUAAUAAAUAUUUGACUGGUAUUUGCAGUCUGGAUGUUUGCAUCGAUUUCUUUCAUUUUACCUCCAUUCCAGCAAAUGAUGUAUUUCUAGUUACUGCUGAUUCAAUGUCCUUAGUUAAGGAGAACUUGAAGAACUAUGAUAGCGUUUCUGAAUUAGUAACUUCUGGAAGCAUAUUGAGAUUGCCCGUAAUGUUUACGUCUGAAGUGCAAGGCUGCUCGCUCCAGAAGCUGUUCCAGAAUCGAAUUAUCGACGAUAUUGCUACACUGAUAGAAAUGUUACUUCCGACGAUUGGAAGGGUCCUAUAUACAAAUCACAGUUUUUUCACUGGAAUAGCCAAAUACAGAGCCUAUAUACCAAGGCAUCAUGGAGGCUAUAAACAGAUUCGGUAUAUGGAACGUCUAGGAGCUUCCUCAAUCAAAGCCUUGGCUCAUUUGUAUCUGUUUCUAGUGGACGCCACACCUUGGUUGAUCUAUCAAGGAAUAGUCAAAGUGCAGCUUCUGCAGCAUAAUGUCCAGAUUAAUACUCAUAUUGUGCGAAAAUCUACCUCAAUAAAGUAUCAAAUCGCUUGUAAGUCGUUUUUAAAAACACGAUUCCGCGACGCGAUACCAUCAUUGGCGCAGCUAGCAGUAGGAUCAGAAGACUGGAUCAGAACUCAGCAGAGGACUUCCAGGCUGAUUUCAAUCACUCACUUCUGGAACCGACGAGACCAGGAAGAUCAGGAGAAGCCCAAGGACGAAGAUCGACGCCAGAGUGCUGUGUCUUCAAAGUCUGAAGGACGAUUAAAAUUAAUUAAAUCAAGAGUUGAAGUUAAAAUCCAGACAGAUCCUUCACUCACCCCUGAUCAGAAAGUUUUACUUACCAACCAAAAUGAACUAAAUGCACUAGACGUAUUGACCGCAAAUUGUGAUGAUAGACUUAGGCUUUUGUUAGACAUUCAACAGCCCUCCGACUUAUCAGAUGCGACCAACGUAGUUACUAAACAUUUCUACAAUGAGAUGAGAAUAGAUGCACUGACAAAAAGACAGAAUUUCGGACAUCCUAGCCACUUUCAAUCACAUUCACACAAACCUAGACGUUACAAUUAUAAUAACUCAUCACGCCAAAAUUAUUACCCAUCUCAAAGACACAACCCUACAUACACUCAACCUAAUACCACACAUAUUAAUUAUCAACAACCACCAGCCAUACAUGAACAAUUUCCUUCUCAGGAGUUUCACGCUCAAUAUUCACCACAAAAUCAUUUUUCUCAGACACAUCAACCUUCCUUCAAUGAAAGUAGACAAUUUCCAUCUCAACCUGCUCCAUUACCAAAACCCCUUCCAGUUGAACAAAACUUCCCGACAAACAGGCAGGCAUUCCCAGUUAGUUCAUUAAAUGCAAUCGAGACAACUAGUGCUAUGAUCCAAUUCUUUUCAUUUUUUGGCAUUCCUCAUAAAAUCACAUGCGAUAAUGGUACCGAAUGGAAAAAUAAUAUUUUCCAAGAUCUUUGUAGUAUGUACGACAUCUCUCUUCAUUAUACAACAGCAUAUAAUCCCAAUAGUAAUAGUCCAGUUGAGAGAUUUCAUUCCACUAUUAUAGAAACAAUAAGAACCUUAAGAGAGGAAAAACCUCACCAAAAUAUUAGAGAUCUCAUGCAUUAUGCAAUUUUAUCAUACAACAAUAGCAUUCAAUCAUCAACUGACUUUACCCCUUUUCAAAUUGCUAAAGGACAGCUAGAUUUUAGAAAUCCUUUCGAGACAACGCCGAACGAACAGAUUUCCUCAUAUAUGAUAGAACAUUCCCAAAUCCUUAAACUUUUGUCUCAACAACUAACAGAAAAGUUAGAACGUAAACAAAGACAAAAUUUAGAAAGAGAAAAUAGACUUCGAAAUCGUUCUCUUUCGCUUGAUGUAAAGCAACCGCUUUUUUCAUUAAAUAAUUCCAAAACAAAGAAAGACCAACCACUUUACAAAAAACUGACCGACCCUACAGUUACUGGUGACAAUAAAGUUAUAUCAAAAAAUAAAGUUACGCAUCAAAGACAGCUCAAACCACAACGAAAAAUCAUUGUUACAGGUAGACAUGACAGGAACAAGGCUGCUACACCUACUCCUGAUGAUAGCUCUGACGAUGACAUUCCCCUUUCCCAAUUAUUCAGUCAAAAUCACAAGAUUAAUAAACCCGAUCCUUCCACUUCAGCUAGUGUCUUUCCUGUUUUUCAAUUUAACUAUACCCUAAUCCCAAAAUCCCAAUACCUUCUUUUCGACUUGAAAAACCACUGGAACACAGACCACCUUUGCACAGAAGUCGCAAAUAAAUACUUCUGUAAACACGAAGACUUAUUAGAAGCAGAUCCAUGCCUAGUAGAAAUUAUCAAAAAUGGAAGAAAUACUUGUCCCAUAACAAGAAUACAGCAAUCAAGAACUCUGGUACAGCAGAUAUCUUUAUCUAAAGUAAUCAUAAGUCCAAGAGAGCCCACUACAGUGCAUUCGUCAUGUCCAGAAGACGGCCUGAUAGUUAUUUCUCAACCAAGUCUCAUAGAACUCCAGCGAUGCAGCUUAGAAAUCAAUCAACACAAGUUCUAUCCCUCAGAUCGCAUCGACCAUGAAACAGUUUUCCCUUUACCAGCUAUAAUCCUGACCAAUUUCACGAAGCAGAACCUUGUUGAUGUAACAAAAUUCAACUUGAAGACAAUCCAGAAUCUUCAAAUAUCUCAAGAACAAAUCAACGAAGACAGUAUCCAGUUCCCAGAUCGACUCAUAGAGAAGACAAAUCUAAUCAUAUUUUUACUUCUUCUGUCAACUUUCAUUGGAUACAUCAUUUACCAAAUUUUAAAGAAGCUAGGAGAAGCAAGAAGACGUAGAGAAGAAGAAGCAGUUCCGGAUUCGCAAACUUUGGAUCCCCCGUUUGCUCAUCUUCGGCAGGGAGGAGUUAUAUAG